Molecule: messenger RNA, 978 nt
Organism: Ceratitis capitata (Mediterranean fruit fly)
Lineage: Eukaryota; Metazoa; Arthropoda; Insecta; Diptera; Tephritidae
Exons: 1
Coding region: 72-920 (282 amino acids)
Cellular component (GO): cAMP-dependent protein kinase complex
Molecular function (GO): protein kinase A regulatory subunit binding
Source: RefSeq, a predicted model, not a curated record
UUUGUGCAUAAAUAAAAAGAAAUAUAUAUUUACAAAAAUUUUACGAUUUAAUUACGCAGAAAAAGCUCGCAAUGAGUUUCACAGUCCGUUAUCGUGAAAGUUGCGAAGGAAAACUUUCCAAAAGUUCGAGAAACAAAAUCGAAUUAUACACACUCGAUGAGAUCGUGCAAACAAUGCAGAUUGUCGUGCACACAACGAUUCACACAGCGGCGCAAUGGGUUUUGAGCGACGUGCGUGGCGAGUUCUUCUAUCCCGAUCCCAAAAUUACGACAACAACCACUAGCGUCUACCCCGAUUUCCUCAAUUUCGAUGCAAUGUAUAAGGAGAAGUAUAUAAAUUGGAUAAAUAUACAAGAUUUCUCGGUGAACGAAAUAUUUUCACAAGUACGUGAUUAUAUACAUUUGUGGAAUUUAUCGGAAUGUACGAAAUUCUCGCUCGCCACCAAUGACCGGGCGAAUGUAAUACCGAAUAAGGGUGCGAAAUAUUUCAUUGAUGCAACAUUUUCGAAACCCACACCCGCUUGCCCGAACCCCUUGGCAGUGGCGAAAGUCUUCUUUACAGCCAUCGUACCGAGUCACCUACCAAAACACUAUCCCAUUAUGGUAACAUAUCGGUUUGAGGGCUUUCGUACGCAAUACCAUGUACAUGGCAGGCAUGAGGUGCGUAGUAAGGAUUUUCAAAGAUUUUUCAUCGAUUCGAUAUUGCAAAGGAAAUUGGUUUUCUACUCAAGAAUAUUCGAAUGUCGUCAUCCAGACAUUAAAUUAAAAAGAGAAUCCGUAUAUGAAGGUCAAGCGGAGUCGGAGGAAUUGCCCAAAAGCGAUGAGAAUGGUGCUGCUGAUGAUGAGAAUUUUGAUGUUGAAAAUAUGCGGGAUAAGGAUAUGGAUUUUAUGAGCCUAAUUGGCGCGAUUUUGAAGAAAUAAAUGAUGAGUUGUGCGAAAUAAAAGAGGUGUUAAGCGGAGGCUUGGAUCUACGGUUUUA